UAAGGCAGAGAAAAUGAUUUCCCCUGCAAAGUUAGAACCGAGUGCUGUGAAGAACUAGACUCAGAUUUCUGACCCACUGGUUCUCUUGAAACCUGACAACUUUGUGAAUCGGAGGUCUGUGCACACACCCAUCCACAGCCGGGCCUUUUAAGGUGCUAACAGAGCGGCAGAGCUGAUUACGGGUUACGGUGGAGAGCUUUGAGUUUCACUUUCCUUCUCACUCGUGGGCUGCAACGAUUCGUAGAUCUGACUGCAUUUAGUCUGGAGAGCUGACAGUGAACGGUGAGCAGGCGACAGUCUCAGCCACGAUCAGCAUGGGGAUUAGCGGCAAGUUCCUAAAACUAUGGCGAAACCACUUCACAGUCAUAUCGACGUCAGUGUACUCCCUCGUUUUGGUGGUGCUGGAACACUCAAUAGAUCCGAAUUUCAAAUGCCCAGAAGACAAGAUGCAGACACUUAGUUACAGUCUUUGCUAUAUCCUCCUGCCACCCGCUGCUUUGUUUCUAUUAGGCCUGGCUGUCCAGCUUCCUUUGAAAUGGGAAGACUCACUUAGCUAUGAAUGCUACAGGUGUUGCGAAUUGUUGAACCGUCGUUUAACCAUCACAGAACCUUGCCUCAAAAUCUGUGAAAGAGUCUGCAGCAUUAUUUUCAAAGCUUUGGUACCCGCUGUCUUGUGGAUAAUUAUCGUGCUUCUGGAUGGGAAAUACAUUGACUGUCUGUGUAAAUCACCCCAGGCGAACUGCCCUACAGCGAGGAGUCCUUAUCACGUUUCCCAGGUGGCUGGGCUUGGAGUCAUAGGGAGCAUUGCCCUUCUCGGGUUCCUAUACUGUUGUUUUAGGAACUGUUGGAGGAAAAGGGUCACCAUGAAUGUGUUCCAAAGCAGGGAGAGACUCCGGGUGCAGGCCGCCGACUAUCUGAACGAACAGCAGAACGAGGUGAUCCGGAAAUUAAUUGAGAAACACCUGAACAAGCGCUACAUAGCCGCACCGGCAACAUUCGUGACAGGCCUUAGAGAUGUGGAUGUAUCUUUUGAGAUAAGACGAGCUUUAAAUGUUUUAUGGGAAAAACAAAACCCUUCUGACAGAGCCCAGAGUAGAGAGCACGGAGCCGGCGGAGCCCAGAGUAGAGAGCAUGGAGCCGGCGGAGCCCAGAGUGGAGAGCACGGAGCCGGCGGAGCCCAGAGUGGAGAGCACGGAGCCGGCGGAGCCCAGAGUGGAGAGCACGGAGCCGGCGGAGCCCAGAGUGGAGAGCACGGAGCCGGCGGAGCCCAGAGUGGAGAGCACGGAGCCGGCGGAGCCCAGGGCGGAGCCCAGAGCGCACCCUCCAGCCCUUCACUUCAAGAGGCCUCUUCCUCAAGGGGCCACCCGUAUUUAGACUCUGGAGAGACCCAAAAUGUGCCGUCGUCUGAGAGCGAGAGAACACCACUGGAAGUCUGGACGUCUGUUCCUGCAUCGGCGAUAAGUCAAGAAACAAGUCUCACACAGACACGGCCCCCUACGAAAAGCACAAAGAAGCAAAGUAGAAAAGACAAAUGGACAUGCCCAGAAGCCAACCCCCAGGAAUCCAUCCCCCUCUUCCCUCCUAAGGUUCCUCCUUCCCAAACCAGGCCAGGGGGACUUUAGCGGGUUCCUCUCCCCUGUUGGAGAGGGGGAAGCAGGUCUAAGGACUUUUUUCCUCUCUUCUCUGCCCCUUCUCAGGAUCAUGCUCCAGAUCAUGCAUCAGAUCCCCAACCCCACUAUGCCCCUCCUGGAUGGGAUUCCUGCGGUGUGUGAAUCUUUGAGAGGCAGGGUUCCCGCCCACUCCCCACCACACAAGGAGAACUAAGGGCUCUGUGAUCUCUACUCCAGUUCUCCAUCAGAGAUGUCCAAGCCUUCACCUCAAGCAUUCUCCACUUCUCCACCUCCAGGGGUCUCAAAACCAUCACCUCAGAGGGUCCCCAACCCUUUGCUGCAAGCAUUCUCCGAUUCUCCACCUCUAGGAGGUCUCAAAACCAUCACCUCUAAGGGUCUCCAACCCUUCACCUCAAGCAUUCUCUGAUUCUCCACCUCCAGGGGUCUCAAAACCGUCACCUCAAAGGUCCCCAACCCUUCGCCUCAAGCAUUGGCAAAACGUUACCCUCAGGAGUUCUCCAACCUUUCACUUGAAAAGUUCUCGAAUUCUCCACCCUCACUUUCCCCUUGUUCUUCCUCACAAAAGUUAUCCACUGCUUCCCCUCAAGGAACUACCAAUGUCUGAUUUCUAGGGUACGUCUAUACUGCGGGCUAAGGCCAAAUUAAGCUACGCAACAUCAGCAACAGUAAUUGUGCAGCUAAAGUCAAAAUAGGUUAGGUUGGCUUUUGAUGCUUUCUGCACAGCAGGAAGUCACAGGAGGAACACGCUUCCUUUGACCUCGCUUACUCUUCAUGGAAUGAGGGUCACCGGCAUCGACCGGAGCGCCCCUCUCACUUCCAAUUAGCUGUCUUAGGUCAAGUGCUAAUUUGAACCGGGGAAGAGCGAAAGUCCACCUUCGGUCUACCUCUGUCGUGUAGACAUCCCCUAAGAGUUGUGUAUUCUCCAGGGGGAAUAUUACAACACGACUUGCGAGUCACUUUCUUCUCUCCAUUAGGCACAGAUGCCUGGAGUUCCAGAGGGUAUGUCUACACUACAGCACUAUUUCGAAUUAAG
Messenger RNA from Pelodiscus sinensis (Chinese soft-shelled turtle), 2664 nucleotides. NCBI's taxonomy places the organism in Eukaryota, Metazoa, Chordata, Testudines, Trionychidae. The record is from RefSeq and is a predicted model, not a curated record.